AUGACUCCGUCUGCUCCAUCCAACGCUGCUCCGUCGGUUCUCGGCAAAGGUGAACGAGACCCCCAAGAUUUGGAGAUGCAGCCGCUGACAGGAGCGAACGGGGAGGACAAAUCACCAUCGCAUCCCAGCAAGCAGGCAGAGCGCCCAAAGAAAAGGCUCUACAACGUUUGGCCUUCUCGGAACAAGUUCUUCUGCAGAGGGACCAUGAUGACAGGUGGCGAGACUGAAAUGGGAAUCACUCCCAACUGUUCCGUUCCAAACCUCUGCGUCUGGACCUGCAUCUUGGCACCCUGCUCCUUAUACUUUAUUUGGGUGUUUCCGCAUCUGUGGCGGGAAGGCUGCUACGCGCUGCCCCUUGCAACCUUGGCCGUAUUCCUGAUGGCGACCGGCUUUCUCCUGGCCACAUGUUGUUCUGAUCCUGGUAUCAUCCCUCGCCGGGAGGUGGUGAUCGCGACCAAGACAGCUCAGCAGCUGCAGGAGAGGCUUGGAUAUGAUAUGCUGGCAAGCGAUACGGUUCCACUGGAUGGCAGGGGAGGGGGCCGGAACCUGCCCGUGGAACUCACAAGUCGUGGCUACAGAUGGUGCCGGACGUGCCGAAUCAUCAGACCGCCGCGCUCCUCUCACUGUCCAGACUGCGACAACUGUGUCUUGCGGUACGACCACCACUGUCCUUUUGUCAACAAUUGUGUCGGGCAGCGCAACUACCACUUCUUUUUCGGCUUUGUCACCUCGGUCCUCUGCUUGGCUAUGAUGGUCUUGCCGGUUCUUUUCUGGUUCCUCAACAGCGAGAACUUCGAGUUGGCUGUGGAUGGCAUGAUCCACGUGAGCAGCGGUGCGUUGCAGCCCGUCUUUUACGCUCUCAUAGCGUGCAUCCUGCAUGCCAAGGUGUACCAUGUGUUUCUCAUUGCCACGAAGAGGCAGUCCCCUUUGUCCAACAGUGAAGCGUUCUAG
Messenger RNA from Symbiodinium natans, 951 nucleotides. NCBI's taxonomy places the organism in Eukaryota, Dinophyceae, Suessiales, Symbiodiniaceae. The record is from the annotation of a GenBank genome assembly.